AUGCAAUGCAAUCGUUUGCACAAAUUGUGUCAGGCGACCCGUGAUAUGACUAGUCUUGCUAUAGAGGUGGCAAGUAUCUCAGUCCAUGGAGAUGAUAUAGGCCAAGCUCCUAAACAAACCGGAAAUUUGCCUCUGCCACAGCCAGCAAUAUUCCAUCUCUUCUCAAAUCUUCCCCCGGAGGUCCGGCAUCAGGUCUGGAGCUGGAAUGUAACCCUAUCAGAACCACAAGUCCAUUUCUUGAGUCAGGGCAAUACCUUUGGAGGAAACUCUAAAAACGACACACCUCACAUUGGAUCACCCCCAUUACCUGACGCCCUAAUGAUCAACAAAGAAUCGCGAAGCAUCGCUCUGGAACAUUACAAGCUCUUCCCAAGGUACCCCCCAGAUUCGUACUCCCUGGCACAGAUGCCUCACGGAUACAGCGAUCCCAGAAAAGACAUUCUACAUAUACCAAACAUGUUGCGCAACCAUGAUUGGAGUUUUGGAAACAUACCAUUUCGUGAGAUUACCAUUUGUAUGCAGAAGGGCGACAAUCCAGGCGGGCCACUUCAGUUUCCCAAUACGCAUAUGCAAGAGCUCACCUCUAACCUGCCGAUGGAGCUCAUCAAAAUGUUGAAACAGAGGCUUGCUUUGGGAUUAAUCCAACCUGGGGAGUCAUUUGCGCCGAGUAUCACGUUUGUUUGUGUGGAUAGACAGCAAAGACACAGUCACUAUUGUAGUCAUGCAUGGCCUAUUGAUAGGCCGUAUAACAGCAGGACCUUGGAUAGUAGCAAAGUGGCCUGGACGAUGCCGCAUUCGAGAAAAACCUCCAAAUGGAUUGCAAUUUUACACAGAAGCAUAUCCGGUAAACUCGUUGACGAGCCAGACAGGAAGAGGUAUAUCCCGGCGGUUGAGUGUACAAGUAUGCUCCUGAUUUGCAAGUGCCGACAGGUAGCUGACAGAUUGAGGGACGGCAAGUAUGGGAACUGGAUUAGACACAUGGAAAGGGGAAAAAAGGCAAAGCCAGGAUAUGUCUGGGCGUAA
This is a messenger RNA of Fusarium graminearum PH-1, 1023 nucleotides long. RefSeq lists its product as uncharacterized. Bases 1 to 1023 code for a protein of 340 amino acids. The transcript has a single exon. Lineage: Eukaryota; Fungi; Ascomycota; Sordariomycetes; Hypocreales; Nectriaceae. The record is from RefSeq and is a predicted model, not a curated record.